Paralichthys olivaceus (Japanese flounder) is the source of this 1611-nucleotide messenger RNA. RefSeq names its product homeodomain-interacting protein kinase 2-like. Gene Ontology annotation, molecular function: ATP binding; protein serine/threonine kinase activity; SMAD binding. Gene Ontology annotation, biological process: peptidyl-serine phosphorylation; peptidyl-threonine phosphorylation; positive regulation of transcription by RNA polymerase II. Gene Ontology annotation, cellular component: nucleus; PML body; cytoplasm. The record is from RefSeq and is a predicted model, not a curated record. NCBI's taxonomy places the organism in Eukaryota, Metazoa, Chordata, Actinopteri, Pleuronectiformes, Paralichthyidae.
AUGACAUUCAAGCAACCUAUCGAAGAUGCACAAUUGGUCACAGGAGACAUUCUCUCCUCCAGGUACUCUAAAUACUCGGUGGAGUGUGUCCUGGGGCGGGGCACGUUUGGAAAAGUUGCAAAAUGCACAAGGAUGGAGGACAGUAAGACUGUGGCCAUCAAAAUGAUUAAGAAAAAUCAUGUGGAAAUAGCGAAACAAGAGGUGGCUGUUCUGAAGAAAAUGAUAUCACUAGACCCAGACAAAUGCAACUUGGUUAAGUGGUACAGUUCUUUCAUUGAUAAAGAACACAUUUGCCUGGAGUUCGAGCACCUGGACAAAAGUCUUCAUGAUUUCAUGAAAGAAAGAAAGUACAGUCCUCUCCCUCUGAAAGAGAUCAGACCCAUUGUCCAUCAGAUCGCCAGUGCACUCAAUCACUUGAAGGAUGCCAAGAUUAUGCAUACAGACCUCAAGUUAGACAAUGUGAUGUUGGUUGAUCAGCAACGGGAGCCCUUCAGAGUGAAAGUGAUCGACUUCGGCCUGGCCCGUGACGUGUCAGCUGCCAAGUUGGGCUCUUGUGUUCAGAGCAUUCCAUUCAGGUCUCCAGAGGUCCUUUUGGGACUUCCCUUCACAGAGGCCAUAGACAUGUGGGCUCUGGGCUGCAUGGCUGCUACGCUGUACUUCGGCAACCUACUCUUCCCUGGGAAGAGUGAAUAUGAAACAAUAAAGUACAUUGUGGAAACUCAGGGUCAGCUACCUGACACCAUGCUCGACCAUGGAUUGAAAACUAGGACGUUUUUCUGGAGAGAUUCCACCAACACUUUCUGGAAACUCAAAACAACAGGAAUGUACUGCUAUGACACAGGGAUCCAACCGAAGGAGAACAGGAAGUUUUUCUUCACUUCUCUGGAUGACCUCCUGGAUGUCGGGGACAUCAGUUGUCCAAAUAAAACUGUCGACUCGUAUGAUAAACUGAUGUUUGUGAACAUGCUGAAGGGCAUGCUUAAGCUUGAGGCCAUGAAACGGAUCACACCCCAACAGGUGUUGGAGCAUCCUUUCAUCAGCAUGGUCCACAUUGCCAAUGGAUACUACCACAGCCACCAUGUUUGGUCGUGUUUUGAAAUGAUGAAGGUAUGUCAGAAAAACAUUGGGUCUUCUGACACUCAGACAGUGAGUGGGUCACAGAAUUCUUUUAGAACCAACAACCCCAUCCAGCAGAAUGGUCCAUCUCAUGUUGAGGAGAGAAACUUUGUGCAGCCCCACCACACCAACCUACAUCACUGCGUACAACCUUCUGAUAUGAAGAAGAUGGGUCCUGGUCAAGACUCUGGCUCUCACUACUACAACAGAGUGGAUGAUAUAAAUCAGUAUGCAUAUAGGAGCAGGCCGGCUGGUUACAACCAUUACCCUGGCGUGCAUCCUUCCAAUAAGAUGAAGACGGGUUCUUGUCAAGACUCUGGCUCUCACAACUACAAAAAAGUGGAUAAUGUCAAUCAGUAUGCAUAUAGGAGCAGGUCGGCUGGUUACAACCACCACUACUGCAAUAUUUUUGAUAAAUGUAUGACUGGACGAAUGUAUGACUGUAUGAUUGCUGUUAGUUCAUACAGCCACCACCCCGGCGUACGUCCUGAUUAG